AAAUCCUCUUGCUUCUUAACAGGGUUACAAACUUACAAUAAUUUCAAGAUUAUAUGUAUGGAUCUUUUACCAUAAGUGACGUCCACCACUAUUGACCAAGAUCAUUGUAGUCUUCGCUCAUUAUAUUGCUAGGUUGGCAUGGAAUUAAGACAACCAUAAAAUCCAAAAUAAAACUACUAUGCAUGUUUGGAGAUCAGUAAAUAUUGCAGCUUCAAUGUUCAAUCUUACAUAUGAUAGUGUUCCAGAAAAAAUUGAACUAAUCACUCACAAAUGGCUCCUUUGCAUAUCAGUAAUUUUCACACUCCAACUCUUCUAUUCUACUAUGCAAUGGGAACUAUUUUGAUCCUCCAAAUCACCCCUCCUGCAAACUCACUAUCAUUUAACCACCCCUACUUUAAGAAUGGUGAUGUCAAUUGUGAGGGUGAUUCUUCCAUUUUGAAAGGAGCAAUCCAAAUCACUUCCAACACCAUGGACCAAAACAACAAUUACAGUGUUGGGAGAGUCACAAGUUAUGCACAGAUGCACCUGUGGGAUGUGAACUCUGGGAAGCUCUCUGAUUUCACCACCAAAUUCUCCUUUGUUGUUUUUUCAGAAAAGAGUGAUUAUGGAGAUGGAAUGGCAUUCAUUAUAGCAGAUCCAAAUCUCCCACUUGUGAAACAUAUUAAACAAGGAGGUGGUCUUGGAAUUGUGGAUGGCAAACAAGUGUUGAAGUCAACUCAACACUCAUUUGUUGCAGUGGAGUUUGACACCUAUAACAAUGAAGAAUGGGACCCUCCUAAACAAGGUACUCAUGUAGGUUUGAAUUUCAACUCUAUGAAGUCUAGCAUAACUAAGCCAUGGUUGACAGAUAUUCAGAAAAGGAGAGUUUACAAUUGCAGCAUUCAGUACAAUUCAAGCACUCUUGAUUUAAGAGUUUCAUUCACUAUGUACAGUGAUGAUACUGAUAAAGCAAUUGUAGAACACAUAGUAUACAAGGUUGAUUUAAGAGAUCACUUACCAGAGUGGGUUACUUUUGGCUUCUCUGCAGCAACAGGAAGAUUGUAUGAGGUGCAUACUUUGAUAUCAUGGUCAUUUAGUUCAACAGCUCUACAAAUUCAUGAAGACAGAAGUCAGAUAACACCAAUUGCAGCUGCACCAAUCCCCAAUCCUAUUUCUGAAAAAGAAAACAAGAUAGGAUUGUUGGUGGGGCUUGGAAUUGGUUCAGGUUUGGCUGUGAGUUUAUCAGGACUGGUUUUUGCUUUAUUAUUGAAGAGGAAGAGAGAGAAAAAAGAAGAUUAUGGUUUUGAUCUCAAUGAUGAAUUCCAGAAGGAUACUGGACCUAAAAGGUUUCCCUACAAUAAAUUAGUUAGUGCAACCAACAAAUUUAUAGAGAAAUUGGGGCAAGGUGGUUUUGGUGGGGUGUAUAAAGGUUAUUUGAAGGAUCUAAACUCCUAUGUUGCUAUCAAGAGGAUUUCAAAAGAUUCUAGACAAGGUGUACAAGAAUAUGCAACUGAAGUGAAGGUCAUAAGCCAAUUAAGACACAGGAAUCUAGUACAACUCAUUGGUUGGUGCCACAGAAAGAAUGAUUUCCUUCUCAUAUAUGAGUUCAUGCCAAAUGGAAGCUUAGAUUCCCAUCUAUAUGGCAGCAAAAGCUUCUUGUCAUGGAAAGUAAGGUACAACAUAGCUCUUGGCUUGGCUUCAGCAUUGCUUUACCUACAAGAAGAGUGGGAGCAGUGUGUGAUUCACAGGGACAUUAAACCAAGCAACAUCAUGCUGGACUCAUGUUUCAAUGCAAAGCUUGGUGAUUUUGGUUUAGCUAGGCUUGUGGAUCAUGAGAAAGGUUCACAAACAACAUGUGUAGCUGGGACAAGGGGGUACAUUGCCCCUGAAUAUUUCACCUCAGGUAAAGCUACUAAGGAGUCUGAUAUAUACAGUUUUGGGGUUGUGUUGUUGGAGAUAGCAAGUGGAAGGAAAGCAAUUUACCAAGAAGAAAAUGAGGGUCAGAAAACUGUGGUUGAAUGGGUUUGGGAGCUCUAUGGGUUGGGAAAAUUCUUUGAAGCAGCUGAUCCAAAGUUAAAUGGGGUGUUUGAUAAGGAGCAAAUGGAACGUUUGGUGGUUGUUGGGCUUUGGUGUGCUCAUCCAGAUUAUUCAUUCAGGCCUUGUGUAAGGCAAGUGAUUCAGGUGCUCAAAUUUGAGUCUUGUUUUCCUAUUCUUCCAGAAACCAUGCCUGUCCCAACCUAUCUUCCUCCCACAAUGAAAGCACUUUUUCCUUCUUUUUCAUCCACCUUUUGGACUUAAAGUUAGUAAUGGACACCAUGUAAU
This is a messenger RNA of Lotus japonicus, 2301 nucleotides long. Its product is annotated as L-type lectin-domain containing receptor kinase IX.1-like. Gene Ontology annotation, molecular function: carbohydrate binding; ATP binding; protein kinase activity. Gene Ontology annotation, biological process: protein phosphorylation. NCBI's taxonomy places the organism in Eukaryota, Viridiplantae, Streptophyta, Magnoliopsida, Fabales, Fabaceae. The record is from RefSeq and is a predicted model, not a curated record. The coding region runs from base 271 to 2277 and encodes 668 amino acids. The transcript has a single exon. Gene Ontology annotation, cellular component: plasma membrane.